Aegilops tauschii subsp. strangulata is the source of this 1445-nucleotide messenger RNA. Its product is annotated as squamosa promoter-binding-like protein 10. Gene Ontology annotation, cellular component: nucleus. Gene Ontology annotation, molecular function: DNA binding. The record is from RefSeq and is a predicted model, not a curated record. NCBI's taxonomy places the organism in Eukaryota, Viridiplantae, Streptophyta, Magnoliopsida, Poales, Poaceae.
ACAGCACAGCACAACCACACUGAUUCAUACAGCCAGCUAGAGAGCAAGCUUAGCCAACCACUCACUCGGGCCAUGAUGAGCGGCGGCAGGAUGAACGCGGCGGCGAGCGACGACUUCCCCUUCGCGGCAAUGCAGCCGCCGCCCUACGUCGGCUUCGAGCACGCCGGCGGAGGAGGCCAGCGACACCAGGGCGCGAUGAUGUACGACAACUUCGACUUCGCGGCGGCCGCGGACGCCUUCGGCCAGUUCCAGGACGCGCCGCACCACCAGAUGCUGGCGCUGCCGCCCAGCGGCAACGGCGCCGGCGGGCUGGUCCCCAUGGCGCCGCCGCCCAUGCCCGGGAUGCAGCUGCAGAUGCCGCCCAUGGCUAUGCACGGGCACGGCGACGUGUACCCGGCGAUGGGGAUGGUGAAGCGCGAGGGGGACGCGGGGAGAAUCGGGCUGAACCUCGGCCGGCGGACCUACUUCUCCCCCGGCGACAUGAUGGCCGUGGACCGGGUGCUCAUGCGGUCCCGUCUCGGCGGCGUGUUCGGGCUGGGAUUCGGGCGCGGCCACCACCAGGCGCCUCGGUGCCAGGUGGAGGACUGCAGGGCGGACCUCUCCGGCGCCAAGCACUACCACCGGCGCCACAAGGUGUGCGAGUACCACGCCAAGGCCUCCCUCGUCUCCGCCGCCGGCAAGCAGCAGCGCUUCUGCCAGCAAUGCAGCAGGUUCCACGUGCUCACGGAGUUCGACGAGGCCAAGAGGAGCUGCCGGAGGCGGCUCGCAGAGCACAACCGUCGCCGGAGGAAGCCGGCGGCCGGCAGCACGGCGGCGUCGUCCAAGGAUUCGGCUCCGCCUUCCAAGAAACCCAACGCCGGCGCCAUCUCCAGUUCCUACACCGCCGACAACAACACUUUGAGCACGACGAAGUCGACCAUCUCUUCCAACACCAGCGCGAUCAGCUGCCUCCAGCAGGGCCAGGCCGGAGCGGUAGCGCCGACGAGGCCGACGACGCUCACCCUGGGCGCGUCGCCGGAGAAUGACGACCACCAGCAGCAGCUCCACCACCAUCAGGAGCAGCAGCAUUUCAUCACCUCCCUCCUGCACAACAACAUCAAUAACAGCAACAUCCUGUCGUGCUCCUCGGUGAGCUCCAGCACGAUGCCAUCGGCGGCGGCGGCCAACGGCGAGGUCUCCGACCAGAACAACGACAACGCCAACAACAACAUGCAUAUGUUUGAGGUUGACUUUAUGUAGAUGUUGGAUCUUGAGCAUUUGGCUUAACAUAAUUAUGAUCUAACCACAGUUAGAACACCACAUUAGAUUGUAAGCGGAAGUGUUUUGUUUUCACCAGUUACAUGGCGAGGUCGAGUGCAUGCUUUGGUGUAUUGGGCCUAAACAGCAACAAAGCAUUGUACUAAUUGUCACCCUUAGUACCUCAAUUUGUAGUGGACUUUGAGAUA